GCCAGGCCGCUAUUGCCGCUCUGCCUGCUGCGGGGCUGCAGUAACGCUGGAGGCGCUUCGCUGGGCAAGACGGUGGCUGCUGUGUGGCUGCUGUGCGUAUAUAAAAGUGCCCAUGGAGAACACGGAAAACUCAGUGGAUUCCAAAUCCAUUAAAAACUCAGAAACGAGGCUCAUCCAUGGCAGCAAAUCCGUGGACUCUGGGAUAUCCUUGGACUGUAGUUACAAAAUGGACUACCCCGAAAUGGGCGUCUGCCUCAUAAUCAAUAACAAGAACUUUCAUAGAAAUACUGGAAUGGCAUGUCGGUCUGGUACUGAUGUAGAUGCAGCAAACCUCAGGGAAACGUUCAUGAACUUGAAAUACGAAGUCAGGAACAAAAAUGACCUUACACGCGAAGAAAUGGUGGAAUUGAUGCGCAGUGUGUCUGAGGAAGACCACGGCAAGAGGAGCAGUUUCGUCUGCGUGCUCCUGAGCCAUGGGGAGGAAGGCGUGAUUUUUGGAACAAAUGGAGCCGUUGAGCUUCGAGACUUAACGCGUUUCUUCAGAGGGGAUUGCUGCAGGAGCCUGACCGGAAAGCCCAAGCUUUUCAUUGUUCAGGCCUGCCGAGGCACAGAGCUGGACUGCGGCAUCGAGACCGACAGCAGCGUUGACGAUGACAUGACAUGUCAGAAAAUUCCGGUGGAGGCAGACUUCCUGUACGCGUAUUCUACAGCGCCUGGUUACUUUUCCUGGAGAAAUGCCAAGGACGGGUCCUGGUUCAUCCAGUCUCUCUGCGCCAUGCUGAAGCAGUACGCAGACAAGCUCGAGCUCCUGCACAUCCUGACUCGGGUGAACCGGAAGGUGGCGAUAGAAUUUGAGUCCUUUUCCUUCGACCCUAAUUUUCAUGCGAAGAAACAGAUUCCGUGCAUUGUUUCUAUGCUCACAAAAGAGCUGUAUUUUUAUCACUAAAGAAAUGCUUUUUUUUUUUUUAAGUUUGUAUGCCAAGUGAGGGAAGUGGUGUAACUGAUACUAUACUUUCCCAUCCUUUAAAUCCAAUCUGGUACUUUAAACUUUGUACUUUAUACUUUGUAACAGUUGUACUUUUCAACCUGCCACCUUCAUAGCAGCAGAACUACUAUGAAGUUACCUCACUCAGAAUCAGGUCACUGAGAUUGAACUGAAUUAGGAAUUAAUAAAUGGUGGUGGCACACUUAUGAAAGGAACUGAUUGUAAAUUAACAGCUCUCAUCGUCGGCAAGUUUUAGUGAUGCUAUGUCGUGUAGUUUCCAGUAAUUGUGGGUGAGAGUUAAGCAUUGAGUAGUGAACUUCAGCGACAUUGAUAUGCUCUCAUAUAAACGUGUGUGUUCUGAUUUUUGCCCGACUGUAGGGGUGAUGAUAGGACAAUGUGUGGUGACGGGGUGAUGGGUCUAGAGUUUCAGGCACUAUGUGCGUGGUGGGAAGACCCUAACUUUAGAAUUGGUACUUGGAGAAACAUUAGCUGUGUUUUUAGAUUAUUUAUCUAAGCAUAUGGUUUUGUAAUGUCUGUCCUGAGCAUGUAUUUGUCGUAAAACAAAAAUCCUGUUUAAUAUUGAAAACUAUUUACUUGAAAGUGAGAGCAGCCUCAGUGGCCAGUUUGGAGGCUGUGUGCAUCCCUCCUCAAGGACACGCAGGCGGUACUGUUGGGUUCUCCAGGGCGGCCCGUGCACCCUGUGUUUGCCGCUGGGCACUCUAAGAGCUGUGACGUGCAAACCUCAAACUGUUCAUCAAACUGCUGGCAUCAUGAAUUGAAGAGAUUGUAUCAGGACCUGCUAAAAUACAACCUAUGUGGUCAACAGGGAAAUGGGAGGGAGAACUCAGAAAUCGACCCGCUGGGCACUGUGUGAUUAGGGGGUGGUGUGGGCCGGGGGGAGACUCAGCACGGCCUGUGGGAUGAAGGCAGGACCGCAGACUACGGGAAAAGACGGCCGGUUUCUUCCCGUGUACUGGUCUGCGGGGACAAUGCUGCUUGUCUCCAAGCAACUGAACCAAAUCAGAGACUCACGAAACGGCAGAUUCCCAAAGAUGGUGAGAGCCACCAUAAUAUCCGUAGUACCCUGCGUGGUAAAAUUUUUGAGCAUGUUAUUUUCUGCUGAAGUUUACGGUCAAAGGAAAAUGAUACUGUUGUGAUUACAUAGUGUUCUCUGAAAUGAAAGGACCGUUUAAGUCCAAUGAAAGGACUUUAGAAACCAUCCGGUCUUCCCUUCUUUGGUGCUCGGGGAAACUGCGGGCCAGCCCCCAGCCCCGGAGGCCGGGCUCCGGACCCCAAGCCCCCACCCUCACCCAGGGAGGUGAGGGGCCGCGGGGCGUCCGUGUCCUCGCGCUCAUUCUGUCACUACUCGUGAGCUUUCUUCUGCUCAGAGGAAAAGGCUUCCAUUUAUAAAUGACAGCUACAUUUUUUACACCGUCUAACUUUUUCCAAGUAGGUGAAGCAUGUAACGUGAUGAUUUUAUAAAUAUUUGUUAUUACGAAUUUUUAUUUCCAAAUAAAAAUUCUAACAAAAUUACCAA
Messenger RNA from Artibeus jamaicensis (Jamaican fruit-eating bat), 2522 nucleotides. It is a transcript of the gene CASP3, whose product is annotated as caspase 3. Gene Ontology annotation, biological process: apoptotic process; keratinocyte differentiation; proteolysis. The transcript has 7 exons. Bases 113 to 946 code for a protein of 277 amino acids. NCBI's taxonomy places the organism in Eukaryota, Metazoa, Chordata, Mammalia, Chiroptera, Phyllostomidae. The record is from RefSeq and is a predicted model, not a curated record. Gene Ontology annotation, cellular component: cytoplasm.